Molecule: messenger RNA, 1477 nt
Organism: Eutrema salsugineum
Lineage: Eukaryota; Viridiplantae; Streptophyta; Magnoliopsida; Brassicales; Brassicaceae
Product: mitoferrin
Exons: 2
Coding region: 163-1167 (334 amino acids)
Biological process (GO): iron import into the mitochondrion
Cellular component (GO): mitochondrial membrane
Molecular function (GO): ferrous iron transmembrane transporter activity
Source: RefSeq, a predicted model, not a curated record
CGCCGCCUCCUUCCUCUGGUCGGAGAUUUCAGAGUGAAAAAUCUCCAGAUUUGGGAAUUGCUCUCCAAGCAUCUCGGAACCCUAAUUUAACGUCUUCUCCGUCAGAUUCCUCCUGUCCCCACCUCCCUAAAACCCAAAGGAGGCUUCUUUCGAUUCCCAACAAUGGCGACAGAAGCCGCCACAACUGCAUCCAAAUUCCCGGAAUCCGAUCUCCGUCCAAUCCCUCAACCACCGGAUUUUCAUCCGGCGAUUGUCGUUCCAGCUCAGAACAACGGACUUCGAUUCUGGCAGCUCAUGGUCGCCGGUUCGAUUGCUGGCUCCGUCGAACACAUGGCGAUGUUUCCAGUGGAUACCGUCAAGACCCAUAUGCAAGCUCUCCGUUCAUGUCCGAUUAAACCCGUCGGAAUCCGGGAAGCUUUCCGAUCAAUAAUCAAAACUGACGGACCGUCUGCUCUGUAUCGAGGUAUAUGGGCGAUGGGACUCGGCGCAGGACCAGCUCACGCCGUUUACUUCUCCUUUUACGAAGUCUCGAAGAAGUAUUUAUCCGGUGGAAACCGUAAUAACUCCGCCGCGCACGCUGUAUCCGGCGUAUUCGCCACCGUAUCGAGCGACGCCGUUUUUACUCCGAUGGAUAUGGUUAAGCAGAGGCUUCAGAUUGGGAAUGGGACUUAUAAAGGGGUUUGGGAUUGUAUCAAGAGGGUAACGAGAGAGGAAGGUUUUGGUGCGUUUUACGCCUCUUAUAGAACGACGGUGCUGAUGAAUGCUCCAUUUACGGCGGUUCAUUUCGCGACGUAUGAGGCGGUUAAGAGGGGAUUGAGAGAGAUAUCGCCUGAGCACGUUGGCCGCGAGGAGGAGGAGGAAGGUUGGUUGAUCUAUGCUACUGCAGGAGCUGCCGCUGGUGGCUUGGCGGCUGCUGUGACUACGCCGCUUGACGUUGUCAAGACGCAAUUGCAAUGUCAGGGUGUGUGCGGUUGUGAUCGCUUCAAGAGCGGUUCAAUAAGCGAUGUGUUUCGUACAAUCGUGAAGAAAGACGGUUAUAGAGGACUUGCCAGAGGAUGGCUACCAAGAAUGCUCUUCCAUGCUCCAGCAGCUGCGAUUUGCUGGUCCACUUAUGAAACAGUCAAAUCAUUCUUUCAAGAUCUCAACGGCGACUCAAACGCAGCUUGAAAAGACACAAAACAUGCGUUCGGCUUCUUACCUGAUUCAGGUAAAUGAUUCUUCAUAGAGCAGCUGGUUGUUAGUGUUAACACUAGCUCUUUAGAGAGAUGUCUGUUUGUAUAAUUAUUUGUUUUCAAUUUCACGUAAUAAUGUUUGUCAGGUUAGAGUUCCAACCCAAAGCGUUUUUUUUUUUUGUUCUUUUUGAUUUUCAUUGACGGUAGAAAAUUUUGUAUUUUUAUUUGUUUUUAUGAGAAGUACUAAAAGGAAUAGAUGAGCUUUAAAUAGUGUCCAUUCACAAGGAUGAAGAUUCAAUCUCAAA